Molecule: messenger RNA, 1620 nt
Organism: Gordionus sp. m RMFG-2023
Lineage: Eukaryota; Metazoa; Nematomorpha; Gordioida; Chordodea; Parachordodidae
Product: GTP-binding protein 1-like
Exons: 10
Coding region: 131-1408 (425 amino acids)
Biological process (GO): translational elongation
Molecular function (GO): GTPase activity; GTP binding; translation elongation factor activity
Source: RefSeq, a predicted model, not a curated record
UUAGAAAAAUCAAGGACUACUCUUAGUAAUAUUACAAAUCAUUGUGAAUCAGAUCUCACAUUUUUACGAAGAAGACAAUCAGAAGAUGGAGCUGUGGAAGAUUAUUUAAUUAGAAAAAGAGUUUUGCCAAAUGACUUUUUGGAAGAUUGCGGUGGUAGGGAACGUAGACGCAGGCAAGAGUACCCUACUUGGGGUCUUGACCCAUGGGGAUCUCGAUAAUGGGCGAGGGCAUUCGAGGCAAAAAUUGUUCAGACAUAAACACGAAAUCGAAUCGGGCCGAACCAGUAGCGUGGGUAACGAUAUUUUGGGUUUCGAUAGCAAAGGAAACAUAGUCAACCAAAUGGAAGCUCACAACGGGCAUAUCGAUUGGAAAAGGAUUUGCCAGAAUUCCGCUAAGGUGAUAACGUUCAUCGAUUUAGCGGGUCAUGAAAAAUACCUAAAGACGACCAUUUUUGGAAUGACAGGCCAUUAUCCAGAUUUCGUUAUGCUUAUGAUAGGUGCUAAUGCCGGGAUAGUAGGUAUGACUAAAGAACACUUGGGCCUUGCCCUGGCUUUGAAUAUGCCAGUGUUCGUAGUGCUGACUAAAACGGACAUGUGUCCAGCUAAUGUUUUGGCCGAUAACGUGAAGCUGGUAGCUAAAGUACUUAAAUCGGCAGGUUGCCGUAAAAUUCCUAUCUUUGUUAACUCGAAUGAAGAUGUUGUCAAAGUUUCGGACUUUGUAUCUCAAAGAACAUGCCCGAUAUUCCAGGUCUCGAAUGUGACAGGCCAAAAUAUAGACUUACUCAAAAGCUUCCUCAACCUAUUGACCCCCUCUAUCCCUUCAGUUUCUUGCUCCAGACGAGAGCAUUUUGACAUAGAAAAACCGGCUGAACUUCUCAUUGACGAUUACUAUCAAGUCCCUGGUGUAGGGACGGUUGUGUCUGGAACUUGCAUAAACGGGAUCAUGAAAGUUGGGGAUACCUUUCUUCUAGGCCCGGACAGAAGCGGUAAUUUUAACCCCGUCAAUAUUAGGUCCAUCCAUAGGAAAAGGAUGCCCGUUGAGAAGGUCAGCGCUGGCCAGUCUGCCUCCAUGGCUCUUAAAAAGGUUCGCAAAAACGACGUUAGGAAAGGUAUGGUGCUAGUUUCCCCGGCCAUUCAACCAAAAUCUUAUUGGGAAUUUAACGCAAAUGUUCUUAUACUGCAUCAUCCGACCACAAUAAAACCAAAAUAUCAGGCCAUGAUACAUUGUGGUAGCGUUAGACAAACCGCGACGCUCCUUGAAAUGUCCCUGGAAUGUCUAAGAACCGGUGAUAGGGCGUUGGUUAGGUUUAGGUUCACUAAACAGCCAGAAUUUUUGAGGUGCGGUCAAAAGAUAGUCUUUAGGGAGGGAAGAACCAAGGCUAUAGGAUCUAUUUCCGAACUGUUGUAGAUGGUUCCGCAUUGAUAUGAUUUAAUGGAGUCUCUAAUCGCAAUUUAGAAAUAUCGGAAAUAUACGGGAAAAAAACAAGCAUAUAAGUUGAAAUAUAAUAUUUAUUUUGUUCUUUAGUUAUUUAAUAGGAUUUUAUUUAUGUAAAUUUAAUUUAAAUCAAAGAAAUAUUAUUAUAUAAAAUAUUAAUAUAUAUCACCGAAAUUGUAAUAGAA